AUGCCAAACUUCACGUCCACCAUGUCUCAGAACGUAACGCAAAACCCCAAGCUGCGGCUGUUGAAUACGUUGAUGCGAGGUCAAACCGUGAUAGCCACAUUCAUGCUCCUGAAAGGAGUUCGAGCUGCCCAAGUCAUUGCUAGAACAGGUUUAGAUGCCGUCGUGGUCGAUUGCGAGCAUGGAAAUGCUUCUGAUAGUGAUAUGCAUGACAUGGUUGCUGCGAUUUCUGGAUCCGAUGUAUCGCCGGUGAUACGUAUUCCAGAACCGAGUACGGCAUACAUCAAGCGAGCUCUAGACACCGGAACCCACGGCAUUCUGGUUCCGAUGAUUAGCACUGCGGCAGAGGCUCGGUCCGUUGUGUCUCUGGCCAAAUUCCCUCCAGCAGGCGUGCGCGGACAAGGAUCACCUUUUGCAUGUCUUGAGCAUGGACUGACUACGCCGUCUGACUAUGUCAACAAGGCUAAUGAAAGUGUCGUUAUAAUGGUGCAAAUUGAAACAGCCGCCGGUGUGAAUAAUAUUGACGAGAUCUGCCAAGUCGAUGGAGUUGAUCUUGUCUUCAUAGGUCCCAAUGACCUUGCCCUGGCCCUCCUAGGAUACACGCCAGCAAAAUAUACUGAGCCCGUGUUUCUUGACGCGAUAGACAAAGUCGUUGCAAGCGCAAAGAAACACUGCAAGAAAGUGGGAAUACUAGCGGUAGAUGGUGAUGCAGCCAAGAAAGCAAAGGAAAGAUUCGAUUUGGUCGUUAUGAGUGCUGAUAUCAGGUCCCUACAAGCCUGGUAUAGAGCCGAGUUGGAGGUCGCACGAUCGUGA
Messenger RNA from Talaromyces rugulosus, 810 nucleotides. RefSeq lists its product as uncharacterized. The record is from RefSeq and is a predicted model, not a curated record. Gene Ontology annotation, cellular component: cytoplasm. The transcript has 5 exons. Gene Ontology annotation, molecular function: aldehyde-lyase activity. Lineage: Eukaryota; Fungi; Ascomycota; Eurotiomycetes; Eurotiales; Trichocomaceae. Bases 1 to 810 code for a protein of 269 amino acids.